Messenger RNA from Lachancea mirantina, 5031 nucleotides. The record is from the annotation of a GenBank genome assembly. NCBI's taxonomy places the organism in Eukaryota, Fungi, Ascomycota, Saccharomycetes, Saccharomycetales, Saccharomycetaceae.
AUGUCGGUACCGCUGAAGCCUAUUUCAAUUGAUUUCAGCGUCAGACAAGUGGAUUCCAAACAGAAGAAGUUUCACAGCCACGUACAGAAGGCACUACAGCAUUUUGAAUCUGUCACAGAAUGGGCGGAUUAUAUUGCCAACUUGGGCAGAUUACUGAAAGCUUUGCAGAGUUGGUCACCGCAAUUCAGCAAUGUUAAAUUCUAUAUUCCAUAUCCUUACCAAGUUGGCAGAGAAUUGUCAUCGUCGCUGUCGCCCAGCUUACCGUCAGGUGUCCAUCUGAAGGCCCUUGAAGUGUACAGCUACAUUUUUGACAAAAUUGGGCUUGAAUCCAUCAGCAGAGAAUGCAACAUUUGGACCCCUGGGAUCUUUAGACUUAUGUCCUACGCGUCCAUAUCGGUCAAGGGUCCCCUAAUUGAGCUUUAUGAACAGUAUCUCAUUCAACUGUCACCACAGGCUUUGAGGAUUUUGAUCAAGCCAAUGCUUGCAAGUCUUUUCACUGGCAUCGAAGACGAAAGCAGCGAGUUCCAGGGUGCAACUUUCAAUUUGAUAGAUGCUCUCAAAGAAAAUUUGGCCGACGAUUUGCUCUUUUGGCAGGCUGUCUUCCUGAUAAUGAUAUCCAACAAAGAUAGAAGAGCUGGUGGACUGGUAUGGAUUACGAAACAACUACCGUCUUUGAAUGCAGUCCCUCACAAAAUUUUGGAAAAAGUGAUUGAAUCCGGAAGUGACCGCGCAAAGUCAAUCAGUAUCGGAAGAGAUGAAGUUAAACAAAAACGCGAGGCUGCACUUGAGCUUUUACUGCCGGCAGCCCGCGAUUUAGUUCAUCCUGAGCCUGGACUCUUGGUCAGAUGCCUAGUUUCCUGCUUAGCAGAAGAAAACGAGGUUUUGGUGAAGAGAGGUGUAUUGGACAUUUUGACCCAACGCAUUCACUUGAGCUCACCUUUCAUCCAAGUUCUGAUACCGGAAAAUGACCGAAAGAUGCUCAUAAUGGCUUGUUGCAGGACAAUGUUAAACCGCGAAAUGUCCAUAAGCAGAAGAGUGUGGAAUUGGUUACUGGGACCUGCUUCAGCUACGCAGACCUCGCCAAGGGAAGGCUCUACAACCUAUUUUUCAGAAAAUGGUCUCGGCGCGCUGUUCAGUGGCCUUGAGGAGAUAUCGAAUGAGCCUAGCGGCAUAGCUGACGUAUACAAGAUUUGUCUGUCACUAAUGGAUAGGUGGGAGAUUGCCUGCCAUGUCAUCCCUCAGGUCUUCAUACCGUUGAUGAGAGCAGCCAAGCGACUGAACCUGCCGGCCAGUGUUUUGAAGGUUGCGUCUUCUUUUUUCGAUUCGGUCGAGACGAACAUUAUCUGGGGUAAGCUUUUCGAUGCCAUCUAUCAACAACGUGAUAGCGAGCUUCUGCUUUACGUGCUAAGAAAUUUCAAUGUGGCUACAGAAGACGAAGUCUUGGUAAGGCACCUCCCUCUUAUUUUUCUAUCUCUUUUAGCUUCAAUGAGCUCUAAAGUUAGUCCCGGAGAGUAUGAAAUUCUAAUGUCUUUAUUAACUUUGAUUCCAGACAGAGCAUACUUGCCAGUAGAGCAUUCACAACUCGACGAAAACGAUGAUCUUGAUAAAGAAGGGGUUUUGAAAAGCAUUUCGAAUUAUUACAAAGCUAGUUCCGAUAUGACGCUUUCUACAACUGAGGAUAGCACUGGAGCACUUUCGCCCCCAUUUUCAACGGAAGACAUGACUUUCCUGACUAUCCAUCUCAUUCAAAGGCUUCUCAUUGAGCAAAUCGAUGGCAAUUGUCAUGUUGGCCAGAUAGCUAACGUUUUCUGUUUAUUAAUAACAAAAAUUCCUCAGAGUGAAGAUGAAAGUUUGCCGAGCGAUAAACGUAAAGACCAAUGGGUCUAUUCGAAGCUUCAGGCUGCGAUUUUAAAUCACAUCUCCGUUAUGCAUUCAGCGGUCUCGGUUGGUGUCUUUGGAUUAAUCAAGCUGUAUGUGUGCUAUCUUAGCUCGAAGCUGUCCACGCUGGAGUCUAUCAAACUUUCGAAGAGCCUAACUACUGCACUUUGGGAUUAUUUGAUAGAUCCGAACUCGCAAAUGGAGGCUAUGGACUCCCUAAAGUUGCUAAAGAGAAGCGCAGGUGGGGAUUAUAUUGAAAGAGCCCUCGUGUACUGCUUCUUACAGGAAAACAACAUGCGAAGUAAGGUCGUUGCACUCGACGCUAUGUGGACACAUUUGGAAAACGAGGUUUCUUUGUUGCGCCGCCCAUUAGAAAUCCUUUUAGAUGAAUUGCGUGACGAACAGAACUCUAACUAUUUGAUUGUGUCAAGAUGGGUUUCAUCGACCAUACCCUCGGGAUCUGUCAACAGACUGUUUCAAUUGCUACUCGAGAAUUUGUUGGCUUGCAGUUUUAUCAGGAAAAUGGAAAUAUCAUCACUUGACGAUAUCGAAGCCUUCGUAUAUUCCAUUCAAAUGUUGACAAAUGUGUUGAAAAUAGAUCAAAAAACUAUGGUUAGAUCACUCUCUACUGAGCUGACUUCAGUUCAUUCGCUUGACAUAUGGGGCGACGAGGAUAUAUCGACCUACAAAAACUUGAGCAUAGCUUUAUCCUUAAGAUUUUUGAAGAUCGAGAACGAAGACGAUUCCAGUAUACGGAGUACGGUCAUUUUUCUCGAUACCGUGAUUGAUGGAAGCGAGGAGAACUUUAAGUCUAUCGUCUCAUUUCUGCUUCAGCUGUCGAAUAAAUUCAUUAUCUCCGAGAGCUCCAAAUAUGAGUCCAUCUCCGUUUCACUCCUUGAUAUAAUUUCAAAGGUUCUUUCGCUAUCCCAUCUUAAGGGUAGAAAGUUGGAUAUUUUUGAGGACGAUGACUCUCAUUUAACAUACAUUGACUUCCUCGUGACCGGUGUGACGACCAUGCGACAGCCUCUCGUCAUUGAGUCGUAUGUCAAGCUUCUUUCCGAGACGCUGCAUUACUUUCAAGAGACUCUGUUUUCAAUUGCUCUACCUUUGACAACUUCGAUGGUUAAUUGCAUCAAACACCUGUUCGCAGUGCAUGAGACAAAAGGUGACUCUUACAGUUGCAUCUUACAUUUGAUGAAAGGCUUAGAGGAGGUGUUGACGGCUCUGCAUGGUUACCUCACUGCGGAAGAAAAAAGUUCACAGACGAGCAACGCCUUAGGGAGAACUGAUUUCCUGCAGAGUGUUGUUGCCAAUGUUUUUGCGAGCGAAUCAAACUCAGUGGAAUCCAGAUACUCCUAUGAGAGAGAAAUCAUGAUUCAAUCAUUUAGAAUUGCUGCUGAAUGCUCCUUAAAAAUGUGGUAUUGGGCUCGAGGAGAGUCCUCCAUAAGCAAGCAUAAUGAAGCUGUUGAUGACGGCCAAGAUCGCUUUCAAGAUUCACUCAAAUAUCAUGCGUUCAAAUUCAAAUUUAGGACCAAAAGGUUACUGAGUGCUCUUUUCGCCCUAGAGCCUCUGGAAGUUCUGGAACAGCUCAUCUCUGGAAACAACAACAGAUAUACGCUUACCUUAAUCCACGUUCUCGAUGAAAACCGACCUAUUUUGACAUUACCGCAUUUAUUCCAGAGCAUAAUAUUCCGAUGUGAUAAAGCUUCGGCAGUCACGUUUUCUAAUUCUUGGAGCAUGAAGAACGUUUCCAAUCCAACCGCUUCGAACGAUUUAAGCGAGCAAAGCAUCCUGAGGUUCGUCAUCGAUUAUACUAAAAGCCUUGAAAAUGCUGCUGUCGAGGAUUAUUUUGGUGACUUCAUGAUAUUGUUUCGCGAAAUCGCUUUAAACAGUUCAAACUACAAGCAUUUGUCUGCCCUUAUUUUCGAAUUAAUAACUGUUACAGGCGAGAAGAUUCAUUUUUCGAAGUUUGGCGAACAAAAAAAGAUCAAGAAAGAGUUAUCAGAGACGUUUUCCAAAUACCUUGGAAGUACCCUCGCCGCAGAGGUUGACCCACGAGACUCUAGACUAUACGAGAACUUAGACCUUCUUUGCCAAAAGCUUCAUUAUAUCGUCGAUGAGCCGUCUGGUGAUAAAUUUCACAGCGUGUUAUCAGUUAUCACGCAAAGCGCCAUCUCUCCUGCGUUGAAGAAAAAGACUGAAUUUAGCCCUCCUAGUUAUGUUGCUAAAUUGGCAAUGACUAUUGCUAAAAUAGGGGCAAAGAACAAACUUUGGAAAUCUCUGCUACUAGAAUUCUUUUACAAUGAUAAGCAGUUCUCUGCUCUUCUUCAUAACGCUCUUUUAUUUCCCGUCUUCCAGGAAUGGUCACAGUACCCUGAUAUCAAAGAUAAACUUUUACCAGAGCUGAUUACUUCCGUUGGAUCGAAACACAAUUCUCUGGGACCUGCUAUGAUACCGUUCAAUGGCUGGAGUGAUACAGAGAUUACAUUAAAGAAGCAGAACUUGAAGCGCAUUUCGUUCCUUUUGAUGAUUUCUUCAAAGGAUACUUAUCUUCUACAACUCAGGUCACUUCUGAGCCAAAUCGAGCAAAAUUUCUUGAUAGACGAUUCAAGAGUAAAAGCGUUAUGGUGUUUGUUACUUCGCAGUGUUUUACUAAGAUUUUCUGCCACACAUUUCAGCAAUAGUUGGAGUUCUUUGGUUUUCUACUUACAGACCAGUUUACAGCAAUUCCAAGAAUCGCUUCAGAUUCAGCAGGGCGCAGAAGAUCCUACCAUCCUUCAUGUGUGCAAAUGUUUAGAUUUGCUACUCACGCUCAAUUUGGAAGAAUUCACAGCCGCUUAUGAAUGGCUUUUCAUUAUCGAUACGAUGAACUGCAUUUAUAAAAAUGAUCCAUAUAUGAGUUUGGUGGAUGAAAUUAGUGACUGCAAGGAAUUCCUGACCAAAGGUAAUAUUCAGGACAUUGAAUUGGCGGAUAACUCUCUUUCGAGGGUGCCACUUCUUUUUGGGGUCCAAAAGAUAACGAGUUUUAUUCAACUUCGACCAUUUUUCCAUCGCUUGAGCUACGUUCAUUACGAACAAGUCUACGGACUCAAGGAUGUUGAUGUUUCUGCAUGCGACAAUGACCUUUUUGGCGAUCUUGCAGUUGUCGACUGA